AUGAUGAUGGAGUUGAGUCAUAGUUUGACUCUCAAUGAGGAUGCUCUUAAUCAAAUCCCAGAGGCUAAGAGGCCAGUUUUUAUAUUUGAAUGGCUACGUUUCUUGGAUAAGGUUUUAAUAGCUGCACAAAAGAGUGACAUUAAAGGAUGUCAACAAAAGUUAGUAGAACAAUUAACGAGACAUAUGCAAGGAGCUCCUGGACCUCCUACGCGAAGACUUAUUGCAAGAUGUCUUGCAACUUUAUUCAGUGUUGGUGAUACAUUUUUGCUUUUCGAUACUGUUAAUAAAUGUAAUGAUAUCCUCAGAAAUAAGGAUGAUUCUCCGAGCUUCCUUCCAACAAAAUUAGCUGCUAUAUGUUGCGUGGGAUGCAUGUAUGAAAAAUUAGGAAGAAUGAUGGGUAGGUCAUAUGAAGAAACUGUACAGAUAUUAAUAAAAUCUUUACGUUCUGCAGAAUCACAAACAAGAAUAGAAAUUAUGCACACUUUAGAAAAGGUUUGUGCUGGAAUGGGAUCUGCAAUUACAAAUGUUUAUAAAGAAAUAUAUAAAAUUUCUAGACAUUAUCUUACAGAUAGGGUAAUGGCUGUAAGAUGUGCUGCUGCAAAGUGUUUAUUAGAAAUGUUAAAUCAUGCAUCAUUUUUGUAUACCACCGAAAUAGAAAGUGUUGCUACACUUUGUUUUCGAGCAUUUGAAAGUUCAAACUACGAAGUACGAUGUGCUGUUGCAAAAUUACUUGGUACACUAGUAGCGAUGACUCAACUUCCAGCCCCAAAAGGAAAAAGUCCUUCAAUUACACAAAAUAAAAAUUGUAAACAAAUUUCACUCGACGAAGUUUUGAAUAUUUUAAUGUCCGGAUUUUUAAGAGGUGGAGUAGGUUUUUUAAAAGGUACUGGAGAAAUAAUAAAAGGAAGUUCUAGUGUUAACAGAGAGGUUCGAGUUGGAGUCACACAUGCAUAUGUUGUAUUUGUUCAAAUGUUAGGAGGAUCGUGGCUUGAACGAAAUGUUGGUACAUUAGUUGCACAUGUACUCGACCUGGUUACAAAUCCAAAAGCAGCAAAUUCGCAUGUUGAUGCUGUUUAUUCUAGAAAAUGUGUUAAUUUUAUAUUACAUGGUACUAUAGGGAAAUUGUUAGGUGAAGGAGCUCAAGCUGCUGCAUGUAAAGAAAUAGCUUACACAAUUUUAAAACAGAUGAAUUCCAUUGAUUUUAGCCCAGAAAAUGCAAAAGACUGUAAUCAAGAGACAUUAUUUAGUCAACAUUUAUUAGUUUGUGCACUGCAAGAAAUGGGGAAUUUGAUCUUAGGAUUGGGAACAACAGCUUGCAAUUUAUUAUCUGAUCAGUCUUUGAAUUUAAUUGAUACUAUUAUAGCUGUUUUGGUUCAUCCAUGCCAAGCAGCUAGACUUGCAGCUUCCUGGUGUCUACGUUGCAUUUGUGUAGCAGUUCCAAGUCAAAUAACACCUCUGAUCGAUCGUUGUGUAGAUGGAAUUGAAAAUAUGCGUAGUUCACCGGAAGCAAUAGCUGGAUAUAGCAGUGCAUUAGCUGCAGUUCUCGGUAGCGUUCGUUUAUCGCCACUUGGAGUUCCCCAUACGAAAGGAAAAAUUAUUUUUAACACCGCAGAAGAACUUUUAAGAAGCGCAAGCCAAAAUAGUCGUUUAUCGUUAAAUAGAACACAUGCUGGAUGGCUUCUAAUUGGAGCAAUAAUGACUCUUGGAACGGCGGUGGUGAAAGGAUUAUUACCUAGAAUGUUGUUAUUAUGGAGAAAUUCUUUCCCUCGUUCGAAUAAAGAACUCGAAAGUGAAAAGGCUAGAGGUGAUGCUUUUACAUGGCAAGUAACUUUAGAAGGUCGAGCUGGUGCAUUAUCUGCAAUGCAUAGUUUUCUAUUACAUUGUCCAGAACUCUUAAAUGAUGAUAUUACAAGACGACUUUUAACACCGAUUGAAUCUGCAUUGGCAAUGUUAACAAAUUUAUCACCUGUAUUAAAAAAUUACGGCCAACAAUUAAAAGCUCCAGCUGCUAUGGUUCGUUUGCGUUUGUAUGAAACAUUAUUAUUAUUGCCACCUCAAACUUUUGAAGGUUCUUAUACACACCUAUUAAGGAUGUUAGUAUCAGAAUUUACAUUAACUGAAAAUCCUGGAAAUACUACGACUUCAUUGUUACGUGCAGUUUGUCAUGCCAAUGAUUCUGUAAUUCUUGGUACAUGGUUACAAGAAACUGACCAUCGUACAAUAGAAGAUCAAGAUGAUAUAAUUCCUGGGCCUUUGCCUUUAGGAGUUGCUGUCAUCGAUCUUUCUGUGUCUUUGUUUGGUCAAAUCUUUCCACGUGUAGCGAAUAAACAUAGAUUGCAGAUGUUAGAUCACUUCAGUGAAUGUAUAAAACAUACGAAGUCUGGUAGGCAAGAAGCAAUACAGAUGAAUGUUUUUACGGCUGUACUAAGCGGAUUAAAGGGUUUGAAUGAAGCAAAAACUGGCUUUGGUCAAGAAGAUGUGAAAAAAUCUGCGACUAAUCUCAUUAUUAGUGCUUUAGUAAGUAGUAAUUCGAUACUAAGAUGGGCAGCUGGAGAAGCUGUUGGAAGGUUGGCUCAAGUUAUUUCUGAUCCCAAAUUUACGGCGGAGUUAGCACAAACAAGUUUUGACCGCUUAAAAUCUGCUCGUGAUGUUGCUAGUAGAACAGGUCAUUCUUUAGCGUUGGGAUGUCUUCAUAAAUAUGUGGGUGGAAUGGGAUCUAGUCAACAUUUGAAUACAAGUGUCAGUAUUUUACUUGCACUUGCCCAAGAUAAUUCAUCUCCUGUAGUACAAGUAUGGGCAUUACAUGCUCUUGCACUUAUAGCUGACUCUGGUGGACCAAUGUUUCGAGGAUAUGUUGAACCCACAUUAUCUUUGGCAUUGACUCUUCUUCUUAAUGUUCCUCAUUCUUAUAUUGAUGUACACCAAUGUAUAGGGAAAGUGUUAUCAGCUCUUAUUACAACAAUAGGACCAGAAUUACAAGGUAAUACAUCAACAAUUUGUAUGGCACGUUCAUCAUUUUUGUGUGCUUGCGCAAUUAUGCAAGACCAUCAAGAUCCUCUUGUACAGGCAGAAGCAACAGGAUGUCUUCAACAAUUACAUUUAUUUGCACCAAGACAUGUUAAUUUGUCUUCUCUAGUUCCUACAUUAUGUCGAACUUUAUCGAGCAAUCAUUUGCUUUUACGUAAAGCUGCAAUAUCUUGUCUUCGACAAUUAGCUCAACGAGAAGCGAAAGAAGUAUGCGAACAUGCAAUGACUUUAGCUAACGAAAGUCGAGAUACUAAUAUAGUAGAAGGUCUUGUUAUAACAGAAACUGGUCUACCAGGAGUUUUGUUUAGUAUGUUAGACACAGAAACUGAUAGCAAAUUAAUUAAAGACAUUCAUGACACGCUGACUAGUAUGCUGCAAAUUUUAGCAGCAGAUCAUUUAUCUCAGUGGUUGUCCUUGUGUAAAGAUGUUCUUACAAUAGCUUCAGAAACGUGUAACAAUGAAGAAGGAAAUAUUGUUGACGUCGAAGACAGUACUACGGAUACUGAUAAUGCAGAUACAGAAGGAGAUGAUGAUCAAGCUGAAUUCCACGCUGACGAAUCUACAAAACAACGGCCAACUAUUACACCGAGAUGGCCAACUAGAGUUUUUGCAGCACAAUGUGUUAGAAAAAUUGUUGCUGCUUGUGUAAAUAAUAAGCAAGCGCACUUUGAUCUUGCCUUAGCUAAAGAGAUGCAAAUAUCUAAAGGAAAAAGCGACUUUCUAGUACUACAUCUUUCCGAUUUAGUACGUAUGGCAUUUAUGGCCGCGACAAGUGAUUGUGAUCCUCUUCGACUCGAAGGAUUGAAGACUUUACAAGAAAUCAUAGAUAAAUUUGCUAAAGUUCCUGAACCAGAAUUUCCUGGACAUUUGUUACUUGAACAGUUCCAAGCUCAAGUUGGAGCUGCAUUGAGACCUGCAUUUUCAGCAGAAACAGCAUCACAUGUUACAGCUGCGGCAUGUGAGGCAUGUAGUGCUUGGAUUGGAAGCGGAGUUGCUAGAGAUCUCAAUGAUCUUCGUAGAGUACAUCAGCUACUUGUAUCUUCUCUAGAAAAAUUAAGAGAGGGACAUACACGACCACAGCUUUAUAACGAAAGUUUAUUAACUCUUGAAAGAUUAGCAAUUUUGAAAGCUUGGGCAGAAGUGUACGUAGUUGCUAUGAUAAAAGAUGGUUCUGCGUUGAACAGUAAAAAUACAUUUAAUCAAAAUUCACAUCAGAUUGAUGAUGAUGAUUCCGAAGAUUUUGGGAAAUUUGAAUUUCAGACUGAAAGUUUAUUAAGUUUGGUGCAACCAGAGUUAUUAAGUUUAAGUCAGUAUUGGCUGGCUGCGUUGAGAGAUCACGCAUUACUUUCAUUACCACCAGAAUUUUCCAGUCAAUUACCACAUGAUGGUGGAGCUUUUUAUACAACAGAUACAAUGGAAUCUGCUAGACCUCAUUACGCUGAAUCAUGGGCCCCAAUCUUACAUGCUGCGACACUCUGGCUUAAUGCAAAAGGAUUUGGACUAGAAGAAAAUAAAAAUGAAAUGAAAACAUCAAAUGCGGUUAAUAACAAUAAUACUAAUAAUAAUAACAAUAAUGUUUCUACCAAUACUAAUACAAACGUUGAACGUUUCCAUUUAUUAUUU
This is a messenger RNA of Heterotrigona itama, 4650 nucleotides long. The record is from the annotation of a GenBank genome assembly. Lineage: Eukaryota; Metazoa; Arthropoda; Insecta; Hymenoptera; Apidae.